This is a messenger RNA of Topomyia yanbarensis, 3116 nucleotides long. It is a transcript of the gene Vha100-1, whose product is annotated as V-type proton ATPase 116 kDa subunit a 1. The record is from RefSeq and is a predicted model, not a curated record. Gene Ontology annotation, molecular function: proton-transporting ATPase activity, rotational mechanism; ATPase binding. Gene Ontology annotation, cellular component: vacuolar proton-transporting V-type ATPase, V0 domain; plasma membrane; vacuolar proton-transporting V-type ATPase complex. Gene Ontology annotation, biological process: vacuolar acidification; proton transmembrane transport. NCBI's taxonomy places the organism in Eukaryota, Metazoa, Arthropoda, Insecta, Diptera, Culicidae. The transcript has 9 exons. Bases 188 to 2779 code for a protein of 863 amino acids.
CAACAUUUCAGUCAGUCUUCGGUUGCCAGCGUAUUCGGUAGUUCGGUUGUCGUGGCGUUUAAGUAGUGAGUUUUUUUGAGCAACCUUCAAAAGAGGAGGAAGAGAUUAGCUACAUAUUUGCAUUCGUUCAGCGUUCCUGAAUCACACGAUCCCUUGAGCGUACCAGCGUAAGAAGGAAACCACAACCAUGGGUUCGCUGUUCCGCAGCGAAGAGAUGACCUUGUGUCAGCUCUUCCUUCAGAGUGAAGCUGCGUACGCUUGCGUUUCGGAGCUGGGAGAACUUGGGCUGGUCCAGUUUCGAGAUCUCAAUCCGGACGUGAACGCUUUCCAGCGUAAAUUCGUUAACGAGGUGCGUCGCUGUGACGAGAUGGAACGCAAGUUACGCUAUCUGGAGAAGGAAAUCAAGAAGGACGGCAUCCCGAUGCUGGAUACUGGCGAGAGCCCGGAAGCUCCUCAGCCGAGGGAAAUGAUUGAUCUCGAGGCGACUUUUGAAAAGUUGGAGAACGAACUACGUGAGGUUAACCAAAAUGCCGAAGCUCUCAAGCGUAACUUUUUGGAGCUGACCGAGCUGAAGCACAUUCUGCGUAAGACGCAAGUUUUCUUCGACGAGGCAGCGCCCGCAAUCGGUGUACCUAAUAAGUCACGAACCCGCUAUCAACAGAUGGCGGAUUCGCACAGGGAAGAGGAACAGGUUAACCUACUCGGUGAGGAGGGCAUUCGAGCUGGUGGUGCCGGGGCACAGGGACAAAACCUAAAACUAGGCUUUGUAGCCGGUGUUAUCCUACGCGAACGUUUGCCGGCUUUUGAGCGGAUGCUAUGGCGUGCCUGUCGUGGCAACGUGUUUCUUCGCCAGGCCAUGAUUGAAUCGCCGCUGGAGGACCCAUCAAGUGGCGACAAGGUCUACAAGUCGGUGUUCAUCAUCUUCUUCCAAGGUGACCAGCUGAAGACGCGCGUCAAGAAGAUCUGCGAAGGGUUCCGUGCAACGUUGUACCCGUGCCCGGAGGCUCCGACCGACCGACGCGAAAUGGCGAUGGGUGUCAUGACUCGCAUAGAAGACCUGAACACGGUUCUGGGUCAAACGCAGGAUCAUCGUCACCGAGUACUGGUUGCGGCUGCUAAAAAUCUAAAGAAUUGGUUCGUCAAGGUGCGCAAGAUUAAAGCCAUCUAUCAUACGUUGAAUCUGUUCAAUCUGGAUGUGACCCAGAAGUGUUUGAUUGCCGAGUGCUGGGUUCCAUUGCUGGACAUGGAAACUAUCCAGAUUGCACUCCGUCGAGGUACGGAACGUUCUGGUUCGUCCGUUCCGCCGAUUUUGAACCGUAUGGAAACGUUUGAAGAUCCGCCGACUUACAAUCGCACAAACAAGUUUACAAACGCGUUUCAAGCUUUGAUCAAUGCCUACGGUGUCGCCAGUUAUCGGGAAAUGAAUCCGGCACCAUACACAAUUAUCACUUUCCCAUUCUUGUUCGCUGUCAUGUUUGGUGAUUUGGGACACGGCGCGAUUAUGGCUCUCUUCGGUUUGUGGAUGGUGCUAAAGGAGAAACCUCUCGCGGCUAAGAAAACCGACAACGAAAUUUGGAACAUCUUUUUCGGCGGACGUUAUAUCAUUUUCUUGAUGGGCUGCUUUUCAAUGUACACGGGAUUCGUGUAUAACGAUAUUUUCUCCAAAUCAUUAAACGUGUUUGGUUCGGCUUGGAGCAUCAACUACAACACUUCUACCGUGAUGUCCAACAAGGCACUGCAAUUGAAUCCGGGCACUAAAGAUUACUCCGGUACUCCGUAUCCCAUCGGUUUGGAUCCGGUCUGGCAGGUUUCAGACAACAAAAUCAUUUUCCUCAAUGCGUACAAGAUGAAAAUCUCCAUCAUUUUCGGCGUUAUUCACAUGCUGUUUGGUGUUUUCGUUGGACUGUUCAAUCACCGUUACUUCAAAAACAAGUUGGCUAUCUACUGCGAGUUCAUUCCACAAGUUAUCUUCCUGGUAUUUUUGUUCUUCUACAUGACAUUGCUGAUGUUUAUGAAAUGGGUUAAAUUUUCGGCUGAUAGUGAGAAAGUGAAAUUCUCGGCCGGCUGUGCCCCAUCCAUUUUGAUUACCUUUAUCAACAUGGUAUUGUUUAAACCCCCGAACGAUGCAGGUGAAUGCAGUCCGUAUAUGUAUGCUGGUCAGGCAGGACUGCAGAAGUUUCUGGUCGUCAUUGCACUGAUGUGCGUGCCAUGGAUGCUGCUGGCUAAACCGAUUAUGAUUAUGCGCAGUCGCAAAGAAGCCGCGCAUCAACCGAUAGCUCCCUACAGCAACGAGAAUGGUGAUGCCGAAGGUGGUCUCAAUCAGCACAAUGCUGUUCAGGCCGGGGGAGCUCAACCGGCUGCAGGUGCUGGUCAUGCUCAUGAGAACGAGGAAAUGUCCGAGAUCUUCAUUCAUCAGGGUAUUCACACUAUCGAGUAUGUUCUUGGAUCUGUUUCCCAUACGGCCUCAUAUCUGCGUCUGUGGGCCCUGUCGCUAGCUCAUGCUCAGCUUGCUGAGGUAUUGUGGAACAUGGUGCUGAAGAACGGUCUUCAACAAGGCGGCUGGAUUGGUGGAAUUGCUCUCUGGGCUAUCUUUGGCGUCUGGGCUGUGCUGACCGUCGGAAUUCUGGUACUUAUGGAAGGAUUAUCAGCAUUCCUCCACACUCUUCGUUUGCACUGGGUUGAGUUCCAGAGCAAGUUUUACGCCGGCCUUGGUUACGCGUUCCAACCAUUCUCGUUUGAGCAAAUUUUGGAAUCUAGCUCCAGCUCUACGGAAGAGUAAACUUGAAACAAAUUAUGAAUGAUUGUAUUAAUUGACUCAUGGAUACUGCAACUCGAAAUAAUAACAAAUAAUAUGAUAAUGUAUUUAUGUGGUGUAGUACGUUCAAAUAUUCAAAUCUAUAGCUAUAAAUAUUACCUGUUAUCGUGACGUAACUAAAUGUGAAAUUCGAAACAUUGUUAUAUGUAUAUCAACAUUUCUCCAUAGCUUCGAUUGUUCCGACGUUAUAUAAUAAAACUAACAUUACAUUCAUGCAUACAAUUAGUAGCACAUUUGACGUACUAUGGUAGAUAAAUAGAAGCAAAAUAAAUGUAGUUUAGCACUUAGCAGCACAACAAAA